Spinacia oleracea (spinach) is the source of this 1458-nucleotide messenger RNA. RefSeq lists its product as uncharacterized. Lineage: Eukaryota; Viridiplantae; Streptophyta; Magnoliopsida; Caryophyllales; Amaranthaceae. Bases 1 to 1458 code for a protein of 485 amino acids. The transcript is spliced from 2 exons. The record is from RefSeq and is a predicted model, not a curated record.
AUGAUCAAGGUGGACCUGAAAAAAGCUUAUGGCUCCUCGGAAUGGCCUUUCUUGAAGACUAUGCUGUCUGAGUUGGGUUUUCCUGCAAAGUUUGUGAAUUGGGUGAUGCAAUGCCUUUACUCUGUCUCAUAUUCUAUACUUAUUAAUGGUUGUCCCACAAAACCAAUUCCUGCAAAGAAGGGUUUAAGGAAAGGUGACCUAAUCUCACCUUACUUGUUUGCUUUGGGUAUGGAGUAUCUUUCAAGGUGUCUAGCUUCCCUUGCUGAUAACCCAGAGUUCUCUUAUCAUCCUAGAUGCAAAAAACUUGAUCUUAGUCAUAUGAUGUUUGCUGAUGAUUCGAUGAUGUUCUCCAGAGCUGAUGAGAGUGUUGUGAAGGCUCUAUUUGCUGCUUUCACUAAGUUUUCUUUGGCUUCUGGCUUGGAGGCUAACUUGCACAAAAGUGAGGUUUAUUUGGCUGGAGUUCCUAACCAUAUUGCUUGCAUUACUGUUAACUCAAUUGGGGUUCCUCAGGGGUCUUUUCCUUUCAGAUACCUUGGUGUCCCACUUACAACUAGGAAGUUGUCUUUUACAGACUGUAAACCUCUUAUUGAUAGAACUGUUGCUAGAAUCAAGAGUUGGACUUCUAAAUUUCUAUCUUAUGCAGGCAGACUUCAAUUAGUUAAAUCUGUCUCAUUUUGUAUUCAGCUUUACUGGAGCCAGAUAUUUGUUAUGCCUAAAAAAGUGAUGAAAGAAAUUCAAAGAAUUUGUAGAUGUUUCAUGUGGUCUGGUACUGAUGAAGGAUCUAGGAAAGCAGCAGUCUCUUGGGAGCAGUUAUGUCUUCCUAAGAGUUGUGGAGGGUGGAAUCUUAAAGACUUAACUGUGUGGAACAAAGCUGCAGUGUUGAAGCAUUGUUGGGCCUUGUCUUUGAAACAUGAUAGGCUAUGGGCUAAUGGAGUUGAUCAGUUUGUGCAUACUGGAAAAUUUAGAAUUCAGAAAAUGUAUAAGUUUCUUCAUCCAGUUGGAGAUCAGGUCGGGUGGAAGAGAUUGAUCUGCAAUAGUCAUGCUAGUCCAAAGAGCACCUUCAUUGCUUGGUUAGUAGUGCAGAACAGACUUGCUACAAAAGACAGAUUGAUAAGCUGGCAGCUGAAUAUAGAUGGUACUUGUGGCCUGUGUCAAUUGGAAAAUGAAAGCUUGGCUCAUUUGUUCUUCUCUUGUUCUUAUUCUAAGGAUAUUUGGAGACAGGUUCUGAUUCAGUUAGGAGUGAGUAGGGGUGUGUUUCCUUGGAAGGAAGAAGUCCAGAUUGCAAUAAAGAGAAGCAGAAGUAAAAAGAAGAAGGCUUGCAAGUAUAGUAUAGCUUUCAUUGAGUCAGUAUAUUGCAUUUGGUUACAACAAAAUUCUAAGGUGUUUAGAGAUCAUGUUGAUCCAGUUAAAGCCGUUGUUAACAACAUUAUGUUUAAUGUUGAGUAUAGAUGUCAGUAA